Messenger RNA from Penicillium malachiteum, 2766 nucleotides. RefSeq lists its product as uncharacterized. The record is from RefSeq and is a predicted model, not a curated record. Gene Ontology annotation, biological process: peptidyl-threonine phosphorylation; peptidyl-serine phosphorylation. The transcript has 4 exons. Gene Ontology annotation, molecular function: protein serine/threonine kinase activity; ATP binding. NCBI's taxonomy places the organism in Eukaryota, Fungi, Ascomycota, Eurotiomycetes, Eurotiales, Aspergillaceae. The coding region runs from base 1 to 2766 and encodes 921 amino acids.
AUGUCGUCUACUCCGUAUGCUCUGCUAUGCAAGGAGUUAUAUGCACACUUCAUUAACGAAUUCCAGCGCAGCCAAGAUGAUACGUAUCGGUUUGCCAUUGAAGGUACCGCUGAGUCAAUACUGGAUCGCAGAAAUUUGAUUCGCUUCUUCGAAUGUCUCCAUUCACCGGAUUCCAGCAAUCUAUCACUCGCCCUAAAUGCAGAAAUCCUUGCCAGCAGGGUAGAGGACAAGAAACUCCAAAAAUUCCUGGCUAUUUUGGUUUUCUCAACAUUUGAGAUUGAGCCGGCGCAUAAUUUCACGAACAAGCUUUUAGUUACUGGAUCUCUUGAAGCCGAAAGUUGCUCACUUCCAACAAAUAGACUGUUUUUGACAGAGCUCUUCGAGGAAGAAAUCACACCAGACCAGUUCCUUUCCAAGCAAGCCAUUUUCUGUCCUGUGAUGAUAGUAAAAGGAAUUGAAGUCCCAAUUCAAAGUCUGGAACAACAAAGACUCCCUUUUAUCGAAGAGAAGCUUCGAGGCAACGGUUCAUUCGCAACAGUUUAUGCUGUGAAAAUCGCUAAGGGUCAUUUCUAUGAUCCUAACCUGAAGAGUUCAAACAAAGAGCCAGUAGAGCUUGCUCGACGGGACUUUAUCAUCAAUGAUUCAGAGUCACUGGAGGCCCAGGAGAACCAUGAAAUUAUCAAAAUCAUUCUGUCACUUGCAAAACAUGAGAAUAUUGUGAAAAGCCUUGGGAGCAUCAUUGUUGGCUCUUCAACGUAUAGUCUCCUCAUGCCCCUCGCCAUCUGCGACCUUGAGGACUACAUGACUGAGCACCACAAAGACAAAGCUAAUACACCACUGGAGAGACUGGCAGUCAUACAAAAUGCUCGAGGUUUAGCCGGUGGACUGGGAUUCCUUCAUACCCAGAUGAAAACGAAAGACGGGGAUGAACUCGUGUGCUAUCACAUGGAUUUGAAGCCUGCAAAUAUUUUGGUCUAUCAGAACGGAAACUCUACUAGCAGAGACUACAUCUGGAAAAUCAGUGAUUUUGGAAUGUCUCGUAUAAAAGUUCGACAGCGUGGACAGAAUGAAGUGAGGGUCAGGGGAUUUCGCAAUUGGUUUGCGCAGCGGGCCAAGGCUGAACCUCAAAAUAUGUCAGCAGCACCUCCAACCAUGAAUCAUCGAUGGGAAGGGACGUACCUCCCACCAGAGUCUAUGGCUAGCUUCCCAACUAUGACGACGAGAAGUGAUGUUUGGUCGUUUGGCUGUGUAAUUAGUGUCGUCUUUACCUUCCUGGAAGAAGGCAGCCAUGGUUUGGAGGUGUACUCGGGCCGCAGAUCGAAUCACAGAAAGUCAAAUGGCUAUGAUCGAUUUUUUGUCCACGACAAACACAUGAGCUCUGCCAAAGUGCAUCAUCCUGCCAUCAAAGAGUGGCAUACUGAACUGAUUAAUAAGGCCAUGGCUCGAAGCCGUCUUGAAGGCAGUGCAGUUCAGUCUACACUUCGAUUCUUGGAAGACGAAAUUUUUCAGGACCAGAAGAAUCGGUGCUAUGCCCAGACAAUAGAGGAUAACUUGAAGGAAACAUGCAAACUAUACAACGAGGUAAUAGCGGAUCCUGGAGAGCCCGGAGAGCGGCUGUCGCCCUUGGAUUUCGUUUUGGAAAAUACCGGGCUCAAUCGAUUACUCAGUCGGAAGGAUGAGCCUCAUCUCAGUGCAGAGGUUGAAAAGCAGUUUCUCGAAGUGACAGAUCCGUUCAAAGGAUGUGAAAUAUCCCCAGAUGGCUCUGUGGUAGCUUUUUGGACUGAUAACAAUAUCUUGAUCUAUACUUCCGAGUCAUCUCUGGGAUCAAAAGACCCCAAGAUCAGGCCAGUUGACACCUGGGUGCUAAAGAACCAGCUAGAGAGCCGAAUGUUGAAAAGCAUUGCUUUGAUGGAGGAUUAUCUGGUAGCCUCAACAUCAGGAGGCUUUCAGUACUAUCUCUUUGACUUGCCGGAGAUAGCAAGAUUGGCGAUUUCUCCUGACGGGGCGACAAUAGCAUUUGCUCUGCGAGGCGAUGAAAAAGAUACAUUCGGAGCCCUGUACUAUGCAAGAAGAACAUCACCUAAGAAUUGCAAAAAGCUCAAGAGCCUCGAUAGACCCACAACAGAUAUUGCCCACAUGGCAUUUCAGAGCAAUGAUGAUUUGUACUGGGUCGUGAGGCCUGAUUCUUCCCUCAACGCUCACAGCUACGGAAUCACUCUUUUUCAUUUAUCUUUGAGAACAAACAUGUCAAAUUCAUUGAUAAUCGAGUCAAAGGACGUGGACCACACCAGCAAUGUUGGUCUUUUUACCACGUUCUCUCCCUUCUAUCCGGAUCUGAAUACCUGUAUAGUGGUCACACGGGAGAAGAAGUUACACAUCCAAAGUCUCUCACUACAAAACAAAAUGACAUCCUUCCAGCAUGAUAUAAAGGACUACCGCGUUCUUCGAAUAAUGGUCAGUCAAAAAUAUGGCAAAAUACUCGCGGUUGGAAGACCACAGGCAAGCCACAAGAUACUCCUGCUAGAGUUGAAGUGGUCUCAGAAGGAAACUCACAGAUCGCGAGGCAAGGGCGUCCUUCAUGUGGAGGAGCUUACCUCCCUCCCUGGUCUCCUGUCGGAAUAUGCAUUCAAAGAGCGACUUUGCGAGACAAAUGACGAGUCAAUCGUUCUCAUUGCCUCGCUGACGGUAGACCCUUCAGGUUAUCGUGCAAUGUACAGGAUCAACGUCAAGCCAUGGUUGGAUCCUGAGUGCAAAGACUCGGAAUAG